This is a messenger RNA of Melanaphis sacchari, 3626 nucleotides long. It is a transcript of the gene scny, whose product is annotated as ubiquitin carboxyl-terminal hydrolase 36. Gene Ontology annotation, cellular component: nucleus; cytosol. Gene Ontology annotation, biological process: regulation of apoptotic process; protein deubiquitination. Gene Ontology annotation, molecular function: cysteine-type deubiquitinase activity; cysteine-type endopeptidase activity. The transcript has 16 exons. The record is from RefSeq and is a predicted model, not a curated record. The coding region runs from base 286 to 2973 and encodes 895 amino acids. Lineage: Eukaryota; Metazoa; Arthropoda; Insecta; Hemiptera; Aphididae.
UAUGGCCAAGUUUACAGGUUAGUGUAAGUAACUUUGCAGUCGGAAAAAUCAAGUGAAGUUCUCAACGUUCCUCCCUUCGGUGUUUUAGUUAUUUUUGUUAUUUAUAUUUAUUUUUAAUUUUUUUAACUUUAUUACGUAAACGUCUGUGUGUAUGUGUUCUAUUGUUACAUUAAUAAUUAUUUUUUACUUUUAUAACGUGUGUCCGAUUACGCUAUUGUACGCCAUUACUGCUGUCCCGGAUUUGACAUAUUUCAAUUUACCGUAUGAUGAGUUGGAGUUAUAAUAAUGCCAGCCGCAAGUAAUCAAAUAGGUUCUGCUUUGUUUCAGUCUCUUUCUAAUAAAGUUACUGAUCGGCGGAUUCACCUCUCUUCUGUGGCAGAGGACCGUUCUAGCUAUUUAUACAUAGCAUCAAGUAGAAUUUUAGAUAAAAAUAUAGAAUUUGAAAUGUUAGACCAUAAACCUUCAAUGUUAUCUCAGAUUAAAAACAAUUGUAUCAUGUUACUACAAAAUGGCUGUAGUAAAAAAGAUAUGAUUAAGAAAAAUGAAAGGAUGAAUGGUGAUAUUAACAAAAUAUCCCAUUUACCUAAACCUAAAGUAGUGUUAUAUCCUCCUGAACGCGUACAACUAGGCUGGCAAGAUAAAAAAAUGUCAGUUGGUUCUGGAUUAGAUAAUCCUGGUGUAAUAUGUUACAUCAAUUCUACAUUACAAGCACUUUUUCAUAUUCCUGCAUUUACAAAUUGGCUAAUGAAUGACGAACAACAUCAAAAAACGUGUCAACAAAAAACUGGAUUUCAAAAAGAUUGUAUUGUAUGUAUGGUCUGUAAUACAUUUACACUAUCUCAAAAACAUACAGGUUCUAGCUUCAAAGCAUCAAUUAUAACUAAUCGCCUAUCUUUAAUAUGUAAACACUUGUCAACAUAUCGUCAAGAGGAUGCCCAUGAGUUCCUUCGUUACCUUAUUGAAAGUAUGGAACGGUGCUAUUUAUCCGUUUUAGGACAUGGUGCUAAAUCUCUAGAUAAUUAUUCUAAAGAAACUACACCUAUUAACCAAAUUUUCGGUGGUUAUAUCCGCACUGAAGUAACGUGUGAAAAAUGUUCACACAUAUCAACUACAUUUCAACAUUUUCAAGAUCUCAUACUCGAUAUUAGGCAUUCUGAUAACGUUAACGAUGCUUUAGACAAUUAUUUUGAAAAAGAACCAUUAGAUGAAUCAUAUGUUUGUGAAAGAUGUCGACGACAAGUUGCUGCCACUAAAAAGUUUUCCAUUGAAAGAGCACCAAAUGUAUUAUGCAUUCAGUUGAAAAGGUACAGUGUUGGCAUGGGAGGAUUCAGUGGAAAUAAAAAUAGUAAAGCUAUUCAAAUAAAUGAAAGAUUAGAUUUAUCUAGUUAUCAAUUUGACCGUCAUAAUUUAAAAAUUGAUGUUCGGCCAUUAAGAUACCGUCUGGUAUCAAUGGUAAUUCAUUAUGGUUCAAGUUUAAAUAGUGGACAUUACACAGCUCUUGGUUUAACACCUUCUGGAUCAUAUUAUUAUUUUAAUGAUUCAAAUGUUUAUCAAACAAAUUUCAAAAAUUAUUCAACAAGUAACGAUUCUUAUAUAAUAUUUUAUGAAUUGGAACCAUCAGGAAACGUAAAUAAUACAAAUAUAGAAAGUAAGACGUCAACUGUAACAUCUACUUCAACUUGUAAACCAUCUGUAAAUGGUUUUUUUUCAAACAAGAGCAAUGGAGUUACAAAGCCAUUAAAUGGUAUUACUAAACCAUUGAAUGGUUUAAACAAUAUUAAAAAAAAUAUUAUCAAAGACAAAAAAAGUCAAAUCUACGAUAAAUGGGAUUCAAAUAUUAAAAUGUUAAAACAAGGACAAGCAAAAGAGAAAUCACUAAUUGAGAACACAUGUAAUUCAUAUGAUAAAACAAUAGAACCUUCAAUCAAUGAAAAUAAAUCGUCAUUAAAUUAUAAUAGUUUAGUACCUUAUAUUGAUUCAGAUAAAGAUGAUAGUGAUGAUGAGAAUAGUUCAUUAUCUGGGGAAGAUAAUGUUUCUUCACCUGUGAUGUUAGGAAAAGUUAAACAUUCGAUAGACCAAAGAGUUCCUGAUAAAAAGCCAUUAGUCAUGAGACCAAAGGAAGAUCCUAGUGAAGUUGAUACAGAAACACCACCUAAAAAAUGUCUGGUAUUAAAACCACCUAAUGAUGAUUCUUCUAUCAAUGAACGAGAGAAAGAAAUUCUGCCAGUAAAAAAAUGCUUAGUAUUGAAACCUAAAGAUGAAGAACUGUUAGAAGUUAAACCUGAACCUGAGCCUGUCAAAAAGUGUUUAGUUCGAAUUCCAAAAGACGAUAAUGAAUCAAAUACUUCUAAGGUACCACAUUUGACUGAUGGAAAAGAUUCAGAUAAAAAAAAUCGUAAGCGAGAGAAUGGAAUUUUGGAAAUGGAUAGUAAUAAACCAAAAGCUGCACGUCUUGAUCACAAUUAUAAUGGGAGUAAGUUAUCAAAUGGUAAUAACUUUAAGCAUUCAAACGGAACAAAGAACUGGCCCAAGUUUACAAACGACUUUCAAACUAAUGGUAUUAGUAAAUCAAAUGGCAGCAAUUUUAAGGAUAGUAUGAAGUCAAGAACGCAUUUGGGUUUUGGCGGAGAUGUUAAAACUUGGAAUGGGGAAAAAAGUUUUGUAGACCGAGAGGCUGAACAGGAUAAAAUUAAUGGAGUUAAACGUUCAUUUGAUGAUGAGUAUAAUGAAGAUUUUGACAGAGGAGUUGUAAAAAAGAAAAAAUUUGAUAAUAAAAAUCAUCAUACAAAAGAAAAUGGUACAAAUGCCUUACAGAUGUUACAUAAUCAAUUAAAUCAAUUUAAUGGCAAAAAGGGAAGAAAUAAAAUCACUUGGAUGAGUCGAACCAAAAAUUACCGGCAAUAUAACAAUGAAUAUCGUUACAACAACAGUAAUGGUAAUGGUGGAGGAGGAUAUAAGAAACACAGUUUAUAGGCUCUACUGAAGCGUCUGUUGUUAUAACAAUGUUUGUACUCCGAUUUUCACGUUCGGUUCCUAACUUCAGAACAUCCAGUCUACAGUGUUGUUGUUGCUAUUAUUAUUAUAAUUUUAUAAAUAUAUAUAAUGUCUACAAUCGAUAGGUCAUUAACAAAGAAAAUAUUUUGUUUUUAACCUCUAUAUAGUAAAAAUAUUGCUUUUUCUUGUAUAUAAACUAUGUAAUUAAAUUUAGGAACAUACUAAGUGUAUACAAUAUUACUUUGUUGAAAUCUUAAACAAUAAUUCCACUUAUAAUCUCAAAAUACUUAUAUGUAUAUAUAUAUAAAACUUAUAAUAUAUACAUAGAUAAAUUCAUCACAUUUUAUUGAUAUAUUGUACUUUAUAAUGUAGUGAUUCUAAUGAUAAAACAUCUUGGGACUGUAAUUCUAUACACAAUGUAAACUUGAAUAUAAGAUAUACCUAUCUAAAAUUUGUAAAUAAACAUGUAUGUGUAUUAUGUACCUAUCAUUUGUAAAAAUUGAAUUGUAUUGCUUAAAAAAAUGUUUUUUAUGUAUAGUUAGAUAGACAAAUAUUGUAAGAUGACUAUUAUGUGUGAUUAAAUGUGAAGUAUGAAUUAAAAAAAAAAAAUAAAGAAUUAUAUAAUAUGUCAA